AUGGAAAUAUUGUUAAAUUUCUUACUGCGCGUUAUACACGGGGUGCGCGUUGUCUAUGGGAUAUUACGAUUAAUUGGCUAUGGUGGAUUUGGUAAAGUGUACCAUGUUGAGUCUAAAAUGAACAAAAAUAUUGAGCUAUAUAAAGAGGAACCAAAUGAGAAAAACAUCAAUCGUGAAAUAAACAUUUUGCAAUUGUGCGAUCACAUAAACGUGAUCAAAUACUAUGGGGCGUGGCGCGAACAGGGUGAACCGGGCAGUAAACUUGAUAAAAUUUACAUCAUGAUGGAGUACUGUAAUUACAAUCUGCACAAUGUCUUUGAUUUUAUCACAAGCGUUUAUAAACGCAAAUCUAACGAGGUGAUAUGUCCGGUUAAUUAUUUCAUCUCAAUUACCCUGGUCGAGGAAAUCCUCAACGGUUUAAACUAUUUACACGGCAUGGAUAUAAUGCAUCGGGAUAUCAACCAAAGUAAUAUAUUGGUCAAACAACAAGGUAACGGGUGGGUGGUUAAGAUGUGCGAUUUUGGAUUUGCCAAGCUCGAAGCAUCCGCGUCACAGCACACGGUCAAUGUGGGCACAUUAACCUAUCAGGCGCCCGAGGUGAAAUGGGGUGGUGAAUACAAUAAGAGGGCCGAUAUUUUUAGCCUGGGUGUUACGCUUAUUCAAUUUUUCAACCUCGAUAUUAACAACAGUAAAAUUGUGGUGCACCCGGAGCUUGUAACUUUGUUGGCUCGUAUGAUAUCUGGCAAAGCGGCUGAUAGGCCCACGUGUGUGGAGGCACUGACAUCGUUCAAUCAGCCACCGAUUGUUUAUGAUCUGGAUGUAGUGCGUGCCGAUCAUCCUGGUGCUAUUGGUUUGGAUGAUAACAAGUAUACACUAUUGGAAGAGUUAACUACCGGUGCGUUCGGACAGUCGUAUAAAGUUGAGGACAACACCGACACAAAUGUUUACUGUAUUAAAACGUUUGAUAUUAAAGAUCAAAACAAAGUGAACAAACAAAUCACUGCGUUCACCGAAUUGGCCGAUUUAGACCCGGCUUACAUCAGACAACACUUGUCUAAUUGGGUUCAAUGGGAGGAUAGCCUACAGGCGCUCAAGUUAUACACACAGUCGGAGUGGUAUUCACUAUCCCUAACUAAAGUCAUUGAUAAAAUGCACAGCUAUUUUGGGUCAACCGAUGGCCAUUUCUGGCCACCCGUCGGCUAUUAUAUGGCAUCAGAAAUAUUGCUGGAGAUUAUUGAAUGCGUAACGUAUUUGCAUACCAAUCACGUAAUAGACAGUGAGAUAACGGAUAAACCACCAGAUAGUGAGACAGUCGUUGAACAAAUAGACAAACUGUAUAGUGAACAGCAAAUUGAAGAAAAUAGUGAGACAGUUAUCCAACAAAUGGAUACUGAAUUAAAUGAUGAAACAGUUAUCAACGAAUCCAAACCCACGGAUCAGCUCAUAGGCAAAAAAGCCAUAAAUAGUGAACCAAUUGCUGAGAUAAUAGACAAUCAAAUAGUGGAUCAGACAAUAGUGACAGAAACAGAAGACAAUGAGAGUACUGUUGAACUUCCCAUUGAAAUCUAUAAGUUUGCUCAUAAUCUCAACGAUUAUAAAACCCUGAAACACGCACUGGACGUGUGGUCACAAUUAGAUGCGGAACACGUAAUCAAAUACCUGUCCCAUUGGUGUCAAUACGACUCGGACAGCGUCCAUACCCUACCGGUGCUGAGGCUAUACUUACAAACCGAUACGUAUAUAAUGUCGUUAACCGAAGCUAUAGUAAAAAUUAAACACCAUUUCGGGGCCAAAAAUAAUCAACUUUUGUCGCCAAUGGCUUAUUAUAUGGAAUCUGAGCUACUGUUGGACGCACUCGAGUGCCUACACUAUUUGCAUACCUGUGCGCCCCCUAUAACUCACGGCCAGAUACGGCCCGACACUAUACUUAUAACCUUUGGUCCGACCGUUCGGUGCGUUAAACUGACAGACAUUGGUUUGAAAGCACCGGUUAGGCCACAGACAGAGGGGGAACCACAGUAUGACCAGUAUAUGGCACCGGAGGUGAUGUAUGGAUCGGAUGUUGACAAUAAAGUGGAUAUUUAUAGUAUGGGUGCUGUCGUACAGGAGUUGUUUAACUUUGAUCUAGAUAUUCAGCCCACACAUCGGCCCACGUGUGAGAUCCUAUUGAGUGCCAAACACGAGUGGGCCCUACCUUACAAAGUGGUCAGAGAUACCAUUCCCGACAUCAUUGACCCGAACCGCACAUAUAAUCCAAACCAAGAAUUUAUUGAACAUUUUCUACAAAUGAAAUAUAAUUUCAAUGAAAAGCCAUUAAUGCCGGUGAAAGUGGAGACAAAAUUUAUUGAGCUCACUAUCGACGACAAUUUAUUUCACACACUGUUUCACUCAGAUCGAAUUGAGAAGUUGACCCAGGGCAUAUUUUGUACAGUGUUUAAGGGUCGACAUAAGCAACUGCAUAAGGAUUAUGCUAUUUAA
Molecule: messenger RNA, 2478 nt
Organism: Medioppia subpectinata
Lineage: Eukaryota; Metazoa; Arthropoda; Arachnida; Sarcoptiformes; Oppiidae
Source: the annotation of a GenBank genome assembly